AAAAAAAAAAAAAAGAAUUAUGUAAACUUAUCUUUCAUUGUCACGUUAGAAGAAUUUGCAAGUCUUACCUGCUGAUUUGUUCUUAUUACAUCGUUUCUCCUUGAUUUCUUUUUUCUAUUUUUCGCGAUUUCCAACAUUGAUAACACUUACAUUGUACCAUGCCCGACAUAACGUACAUUCGAGCCAAAAGAGAAAAGACAAUUUUAUAUUUAUGCAUCGACAAAAAAGAUUCAAUCGACCAAAUCAAGCAAAGUUUAUGUAAAGCAUUGAACAACGGUAAAACAAGCGAUGAAGUACGGCUACUUGUGGAGGGCAAUACGAAAGGGGAGUAUAAAUUGUUAGAAUCGGCAAAGGCUCUAGAGAAUGCCGAUAUUGUUUAUUUUGUUUAUUAUGACCGUGAUCAAGGUCAAUGGGAAGAUGUUCACUAUUCAAUUCCUGAGUUAGAUGCGGACGAUGAAGAAGAAGUGUUGCAAUCACCACCACCAGUGCCAAAGAAGGAUAAGGGAAAGGGCAAAGCUACAUAACCCUUCAUAACUCAAUGAGAAACGGAUUCUUUGUAUAUAGUAUAUUAUUCUUUAGUUUCAUCCCACCAUCACUUUACACGCUUAAAUUCCAGAUAAACCUUUCCCUAGCAGUAUUAGUAUGGAUUGAGCCUUUCCUCUUACUAUCAUACUUUUAAAUAUUAAGCAUAUGCUGUUUAUUUUCGUUGUCGACGUAGAAUGGAGAAUGAGAUUUUUACUCUUGCUCGUUUUGCAUUUGUUGCAGUGCUGUCAUUUACAGGAGAAGUAGUGAGGAGAAAGCAUUAAAAAGAUAGAAUGAAAUACACGCCAGCAGACUUGAUCAAACACAGUUUCAAUGUUAAUAAUCCUGUGGAGCCUUAGGCAUGCAUGAUGUGCCUGUGAAUGUCG
Messenger RNA from Mycotypha africana, 908 nucleotides. RefSeq lists its product as uncharacterized. The transcript has 3 exons. Bases 159 to 524 code for a protein of 121 amino acids. The record is from RefSeq and is a predicted model, not a curated record. NCBI's taxonomy places the organism in Eukaryota, Fungi, Mucoromycota, Mucoromycetes, Mucorales, Mycotyphaceae.